This is a messenger RNA of Oncorhynchus gorbuscha (pink salmon), 2236 nucleotides long. RefSeq names its product Wilms tumor protein homolog. Gene Ontology annotation, biological process: regulation of transcription by RNA polymerase II. The record is from RefSeq and is a predicted model, not a curated record. The coding region runs from base 181 to 1953 and encodes 590 amino acids. Gene Ontology annotation, molecular function: DNA-binding transcription factor activity; RNA polymerase II cis-regulatory region sequence-specific DNA binding. NCBI's taxonomy places the organism in Eukaryota, Metazoa, Chordata, Actinopteri, Salmoniformes, Salmonidae. The transcript has 6 exons.
UGAACCACAAUGACCAUGAACAAUUUCUUAGACGUUAAUUAACACCCUGGAUUUCAAAGUAUGAGUAGUCAUAACUGCACAGCAUCACAUUCUCACCCCAUAUAGAGUAUAAUUCGUGUUGGAGACGACUUAGUUGAUAGAAGGUAUAUUGGUAACGCUAGCUACUAACGUUCGCAAACAAUGGCUAACUGUAUGGUGUUUCACACUCAAAUAGCCUCCAUCAUGGAGGUGCUAGCGAAUGCAGCCGUUGCAGAAAUCUGUAAACUCGUAGACGACGACUAUGCAGUGUUUCGUUUGGAAAUAACCCAAAGCCAGAAAGAAAACAGGGCAUUACGGAGGAAACUACUGGAACAAAAGGUGGCACGGGAGCGCGCAGAGAGGACAAUGCCAGAACGCGUCCUCGCCAGUCGUCCCAGUAGUGUCAAGAUCCUUGACCGAUACAGAGGAAUGGCAAGAGGUGAAGGACAUCGCACUGGAGGCUACAGAAGCUUUGUUAAGCCAGUGGGACACAAUACAUGGAGAGAUGACCAACCAAUCACUGAUGAUGAGGGGAGUGGAACCUCAACCCAGCACAUUAUCAUGAUAGAGUCUGCAGAGGCUGCAGGUCCUGUGGUCAAGCUGGAGCAGUCUGAAGGAGAGGAGGACCCACGACACAGCACAGACAUCCAGACUGGAGCGGCUGGAGCGCCCCCUGUAGCUACGGAUGACCCCACCACUGCCCCAGCACAGCCCAGGACCCGACACAGCAUCACGGAGGAGGAGGGUCCAGAUGUGCUGCUGGUGAAGGAGGAGGGCCUGGGGAACCCUGAGGAGACCAUGGUCAUGGAGGACAACCAGACAACUCCUCCUGAACCCAAAGAAGAACCAGCUGAGUUGUACAGGACCACACACAAUCUCACUGAGUCAGUAGACAUGGAAGAUGGGAAGCCUGAUCUGCUGCUAGUCAAAGAGGAGACAAUAGAGGACAGACCAGAGAGCAUUGAUCUGCUGAGUGCACUAAAGAUUGGGGAGCAAGGUGGUUGGCUGGAGGCUAACAGAGGAGACUGGACAACAAUUUUGGAUUCCCAGACCCAGACUGGUGCAGCCAAGAGCCCAGAGGAUGAUAUCACUGAGCAGGCCAGGACCAGAAGCGACAUAGUGGAGGUCAGUGGAUGGGACAGCAUCCUCAACUCUGGGCUGGGGAACAACACUGUUAACCACAACCAUAAACAGACAGUCGACCACAAAACAACAACCGAACUUGACAACAGUGCGAGGUGUAGAUUUGGUCCACGGGGACUGGUAGGUAUCCAUAUGCGGCAGGAGAGAACAGAAACAGACUCUGCAAAUGAUGCUCCGUCCUGCUCCUAUAGUUGUGAUUCAGAGAGACUGAUGGCGCCUCAGGUUGACCUCCUAACAGGUGCUGCCUUCAGGAUACCUUCUAUAGGAUCUAUCAACUGGAACAUGGAAUCUGCAACAACACAGACCCUCUCUGGCCUUCGUCCUCCUCACACUCUCCUAAUGUUAAACCAGACCUCAGACAAAGCCAGUGCUUCAACACUAAAUGGCUACACAAGCCCAUUGAUAAAUGACAGUAGCAGUGAUGCUAUCAGUAGAUCUGGUGGCAAAGAGAAGCUCUUCCCAUGUUCGUUCUGUGGGAAAGCCUUCAGUUUCUGCAAACAGGUGAUCCACCAGAGGGUGCACACGGGGGAGAAACCAUUCGGCUGCCACCUGUGCCAGGCCAGUUUUUCACAAUCGUCCAGCCUGAACAGGCACCAGAGAGUCCACACGGGGGAGAAAUCCUACAGCUGCCCCCAAUGUGAGAAGAGAUUCUCCCGCAAGCACCAGCUGAAGAUGCACCUGAAGGUCCACACGGGAGAAAGGCCAUUCGCCUGUACUCAGUGUGGGAAGAGGUUCUCGGAAAGGAGAUACCUCAAGAUGCACCAGCAGAAAAAACAUUCCACUAUAACAUAGAAAGUAACCAUUCCACUUGAUAGCUUCUGACGUUUAGAUCAAACCCUGCAUUACAGGUAGACGCAGCAAGAUGACAUAGAUGCAGCCAGUAAACAGUAGUUGUGGGUCAAUCGUUGAAGUGCAAGGCCCAUACAUUGUGUGAUAUAUAAGGCAUGUAAUACAAUAUUGUGUUACAGCCUGAAUUUAAGAUGUAUUUCAUUUAUAUUUUUUGUCACUCGCCUACACACUACCCUGUAAUGUCAAAGUAGAAUUAUGUUCUUCAAAAGUUUUACAAAUGAAAAGC